This is a messenger RNA of Rhodotorula toruloides NP11, 2358 nucleotides long. RefSeq lists its product as uncharacterized. The record is from RefSeq and is a predicted model, not a curated record. The coding region runs from base 1 to 2358 and encodes 785 amino acids. Lineage: Eukaryota; Fungi; Basidiomycota; Microbotryomycetes; Sporidiobolales; Sporidiobolaceae. The transcript has 6 exons.
AUGCAGGGCGAGCGCGGGUGGUUCGACCGCCCUUUCUCUCCCGCCGAUUCCCUCCUCUCGGUCGUGCCAGAUUCACAGUCUCCAGAACCGGUCGAACGACCCGCCAAGCGUCGCAAAGACUUCGAUGAGGGCUUUCGCGUCCCCCUCGUUCCCCAAUCGCGGUCAUACCCUUACCGCCCGACCGCACCUUCGCCGCUCGCCUCGUCCGCCUCGUCAACUACUCUCGAGCAGUUGAGCAUCCGCUCUGUCCCGAAGAGCGAGGCCAAGGACGAAGACGACUGGAGCGGAGGGAGCACCUCGUAUGACGAGGCUACGACAUCGUCGCGUGCAAGAGCUCCUUCGCCGGACGACAAGGAGCGCAUUAAACGCGAGAUCAAGGCCGAGCUCGCCGAGGAGGAAGAGCGCGCCCUGCUGUACCGCUCACGGGUUAAUGCGGCGCGGGUCAAGCCGGACAGGCGAAAGGAGCGGGCGCCGUCGCUUGAGAAUCGGCUGAAGAAGGAGGAACCGGCCGACGACGACGACAGCCUGUCGUUCCUGAGCACCAGCGACGGCGACUCGAGGGCUUCUCCUGCUGCGCCUUACUUUUUCGACGACGACCGCGCCGCAUCGGCGACGCCCUCCGUCGCGGGAACGAGCCGCAGCACGCUCUUCCUCGAGGACGAACAGCCUUCUCGCGAGUACGGCAUUGAGGGUGCCGAGACUGCUCCUCGCAAGUACGUUGAGCGUGACUACUCGACCUCGGAGGAGGAGGAGGAGGCGACGCAAGGACAGCUGUCGAGCGACUCGGACGAAUACGAGCCGUCCGAGUUGACGGAGGGAACGCCCAUGCCGAUGGACGACGACGACGCUUCUACGAUCGGGACGGAUGAGGGAGCGGCUGGGAGGAGGAGGAACGGCUUGAUCAAGAGGCAGCCGAAGAAGCGCAAGAAGGUGCGGCAAAAAGCGAAGACGAAGAAGCAGGUCGAGGCCGACGCCCUCAACUUCCUCGAAGGCAUGGACUUGCCCGCCCCCAGCUACCGCCCACUCGACGUCAAGGCCCGUCUCGCAAACGAGCUCGCGAAGGCGACGGCCGAGUUCCCUCGGCAAGGUCGAGUUGAUUCUGUCGAACUCCCGCCGCGCCGGCCGCCGUCGGAGUCAGAGGACGACGCCGUCAAGGACAGCCAGGACGCGAUUUCCCGCUCCGCAAGUCGCGCUUCGAACGGUACAGACGCUCUCGCUCGCAACGGGCAGUCGUUGUCUGGUGGCGUCAACGGAGGAGUGGGACGUCAAACUUCACCCGCUGACUCGCUCGAGGAAUACGUCGAUGAGCAGGAGGACCCCGAGACGGUCUUCCAGCCCAAGUUCGAGGACAUCGACUUGCUGCAGAACCAGGCGUACUUCGAGCAUCCGACGCGGCAAGGAGCGGUGGGCAGGUGGAUCACGCUGCUCGAAAAGGACUCCGAGCCGCUUCCUCCUGCUUUCUCGUACCCACUCGUCACCGCCGACUGCGCCACCCUCGAAGCACUCGGCAUAGUCGUCGCGCAAGACCUCGUCCUCUCGCGCGACUUUCAGGACGAUUCUGCCGAAGUUCUCAUCUCCCAUGGCCCAUCGGCAGGCGUUUGUGCGCUGCUGUGGCGCGACCUGACCGACUCGACUCACGCCGAGCGUCAUCAGGCUGCGGCGGGAGAAGGCAGGCGGUGUUGCUGUCCUCUCUGGGUUCCGCCGAACAGAAGGGAGUGGGAUGAGGAGUCAGCAGUGUUGGAGAGGAAGUAUGAGAUCAGCGCGGGCGAGCUUGGCGAAGUGUUGAAUGUGGCGUUCCGGCGAAGGGAGAAUACAGUCGCGCUCGAGGACGAUGACUUGCUCAAGCUCAUCUAUCAGAACAACUGGGUCUGGUACAGCCAAAUCGUCCAGCUCGGCCUGACCCGCCGCGCCUACUCGUCCGUCACCUCGCGCUCGAUCUCGGACGCCCUCCUCGACUACCAGUCGCAGAUGAGCGAGGUCUUCCAGCAAGAGAGGCGUCGGCUGCAGAGGCGUCGCGACCAAGAAGCGCAUGCGGCGAGGGAGAGGGGAGGGCUGCCCAACAUCGAAUUUCACCAGGACUUGCUCGCCGUGUACGGGUUGGAGAACCUCGAAGCACUGCGCAAGCGGCUCGACUCGGCGCGCGAAGCGGAUCGAGCGGCAGGCGACGAGGUUGACGACGACGACGCGGCUUCCGUGGCUACCUUUGCGACGGACGGACCAGCUCGCGCUGCCCAAGCCUUUGGCAACGUAGACGACUGGCGGGAGAAGCGCUUCGACCCGGUGCGGCUCAACACGCCGCAAGGAUGGAAUCUCGUUGAGGCAUAUCGAGCGAGGGACAGGGCUGCUGGAAAGGCUUAG